CCCAUCCCGCCAUUUGCCCGCCCAUCCCCGCCAUUUGCCCGCCCAUCCCCACAGUUGUCCACGCCCUGCCCCUGCCCUUGCCCCUUGCGCCGCCCCAGUGCACUCGCGUACGCGCAGGUUCCUGCCGACCCGGAAGCGGAUCUCGCGGGGCUACUGGCGCUCUCGGGUGAGUGAGUCUUCAUCUUUCGGGUUCAAGCCUGCUCUUCGCGGGCCUCAGGUUCCCACGCUCCGAUGUCGGGUUUUGGGGUCGCCCUGCAGGUUAAAACGCAGAACCUGCUCAUUCCUCUCGCGGCGUGGCCCUAAGACGUUCCCAGUCCCGUCGCUCCGAGAGGGUCUGGAGAUCUGCGUCCAUUUCGGAUUAAAAUCGUUCUGAAGUGGGUACUGGCCCCGACCUUUUUGCUUUAGCCCACACAAUAUGACCUCAGGGAGGAUGCGAGGAAGAUGAAGAACUGUGAUGAUCCACUUCUUCUUAAUGAAUGACUGACUUACCGGAGAAAGAAACUCAGAGGAAGAGGAAAGAAAGAAGAGGAGGGAAUGGCUGUUUCUCAGGGACUGUUUACAUUCAAGGAUGUGGCCAUAGAAUUCUCUCAAGAGGAGUGGGAGUGCCUGGACCCCGCCCAGAGGGCCUUGUACAGGGACGUGAUGUUGGAGAACUACAGGAACCUGCUCUCUCUGGAUGAGGAUAACAUCCCUCCAGAAAACGAUAUUUCUGUUGGAUUUACAAGCAAGGGAUUAUCACCAAAGGAAAAUAAUAAAGAGGAAUUAUACCAUCUGGUGAUAUUAGAAAGAAAGGAAAGCCAUGGCAUCAACAAUUUUGACCUCAAGGAAAUCUGGGAAAAUAUGCCUCAGUUUGACAGCUUGUGGGACUAUGAUGCAAAAAAUUACAAAGGAACGCCUUUGACCUGUAUCAAAAAUCUCACUCACAGAAAAGAUCAACAACAUAAUAAAUCCUCAAUACAUUUCUCUUUAAAGCAGAGUGUUUCUAUAAGAGAUGGUGCAUACCAGUAUUUCAUACAUGACAAGCCAUUUAUAAGGAACUUGUUAAAACUGAAAAAUAACAUAAGGUAUGCCGGAAGCAAAUAUGUGAAGUGUUUUGAAAAUAGAAUUGGAUUAAGCCUACAGGGACAGCUGGCUGAACUACAGAGAUUUCAAACUGGGGAGAAAAUGUAUGAAUGUAAUCCAGUUGAGAAGUCUAUCAAUAGCUCCUCAGUUUCACCACUUCCUCCUUGUGUCAAAAACAUUUGUAAUAAAUAUAGGAAGAUUUUGAAAUACCCUUUGUUACAUACACAGUAUGGGAGAACACACAUUAGAGAAAAAUCAUACAAAUGUAAUGACUGUGGAAAGGCUUUUAGCAAAAGUUCGAACCUCACUAAUCAUCGGAGAAUUCACUCGGGACAGAGACCUUACAAAUGUAACGAGUGUGGCAAAGCCUUUAACCAGUGUUCGAACCUCACUAGGCAUCAGAGAGUCCAUACAGGAGAGAAACCAUAUCAAUGUAAUAUAUGUGGCAAGGUCUGUAGUCAAAAUUCAAAUCUUGCAAGUCAUCAGAGAAUGCAUACUGGAGAGAAACCUUACAAAUGUAAUGAAUGUGGUAAGGCAUUUAUCCAGCGUUCACACCUUUGGGGUCAUGAAAGAAUUCAUACUGGAGAGAAACCUUACAAAUGUAAUGAAUGUGACAAAGCCUUCGCUGAGCGUUCAAGCCUUACCCAACAUAAGAGAAUCCAUACUGGAGAGAAGCCUUACAUAUGUAAUGAGUGUGGGAAAGCUUUUAAGCAGUGUUCACAUCUCACUAGGCAUCAGAAUAUACAUCCUGGAGAGAAGCCACACAAAUGUAAUGUGUGUGGCAGGGCUUUUGUCCAAAGUUCAAGUCUUGUGGAACAUCAGAGAAUUCACACUGGAGAAAAACCUUACAAAUGUAAUAAAUGUGAUAAAGCUUUUAUGAAACGUUCACACCUUUGGGGUCAUCAGAGAACUCAUACUGGAGAGAAACCUUACAAAUGUACUGAAUGUGGCAAAGCCUUUACUGAACGUUCAAAUCUUACUCAGCAUAAGAAAAUCCAUACUGGAGAGAAACCUUACAAAUGUACUGAAUGUGGCAAAGCUUUUACCCAAUUUGCAAACCUCACUAGACAUCAGAAAAUACACAUUGAAAAGAAACAUUGUAAACAUAAUAUACAUGGUAAUGCUUUAUUCCAAAGUUCAAACCUUGGAGAUCAUCAAAAAAGUUAUAAUAGAGAAAAACAUAUCAAAUAUAAUGAGACAAAAAUUAAGUAUUCAAGCUGUACUUAGCAUCGGGGGCUCCAUUGUGAAAAGAAACCAUAUAAAACGAAAAUGUGGUAAAGCCUUUAGCUAUGGCUUAUACCUCACUUGAUACCAGAAUAUACGUCUUUGAGAUAAACCACACGAAGAUAACACGUAUGGCAAGGCUUAUCCAAAGUUCAAGCCUUGUGGAACAUCACAGAAUUCUUACUGUAGAGAAGCCUUACAAAUAUAAUGAAUGUGAACAGCUUUAUAAAAAUAUUUACGCUAUUAUGGUUAUAACAGAAGACAUUCAGGAUGGAAACCAUACAAAUGUGGCAAGUCCUUUAAGCAACGUUCUGACUUCAGGAUACACCAUUCAUAUUGGAGAGAAGCAUUACAAGUUAAGUUGGUAAAUUAUUUUAAAUUUCUCAAUGGAAAUUCAUCCUUAUAUGCAAGCAUUUUGUCAUACAAAAAUUCAGGCUAGAGGGAACUAAGUCUUUAUUCCUUCCUGAAGAUUUAAAUUCCUUCUUGAAGAUCGAUGUUAAAUUCACAGACAAUUUUAAAAAGUCACAAACUCAUGAAAUGGUGUGUGUCAGAGGAGCAAGGACAUCUAUGGAAAGAUGUAACGUCAGUGUUAAAAAUUUUUUAUUCAGUUAUUUCAUAUUUUUAAAAGUAUGAAAUCUGUUGAUGUUAAAUCUUCACGGCAUGCUUUUCAUUUUCAUGAUUGUCUCAAGGAAUGGAUGUAAGAUGGAAGGGACUACUUCCUUAGGUGUGGCUUAUUUAUAUUAUUGAAACCUGGAAAAAGCAAGAACAGUAAUUUUUUUUUUUUUUUUUUUUUUUUUUUUUGGAGACAGAGUCUUGCUGUGUUGCCCAGGCUGGAGUGCAGUGGCAUGUUCUUAGCUCACUGCAACCUCUGCCUCCCGGGUUCAAGCGAUUCUCGUGCCUCAGCCUCACGAGUAGCCAGGAUUACAGGCAUGCACCAUGAUACCUGUUUUUUGUUUUUGUUUUUGUUUUUGUUUUUGGUAUUUUUAGUAGAGAUGGGGUUUCAUCAUGUUGACCAGGCUGAUCUUGAACUCCUGACCUCGGGUGAUCCACCUGCCUUGGCCUCCCAAAGUGCUGGGAUUAUAGGCGUGAGCCACCGUGCCCAGCCAAGAACACUGAUAUACAAUAUACUAUAAGAGCAUGGGGGUUUGUGACAGAAGAGAGGUAAAACUAUUGCCUAACAUAUAUGUUUUAUGUAGUCAGGACCCCUUAGAAUUGUCGAUAGGACUGGGGACCUUUGUCGAUUAUAGGAGAGAUCGGUUACGCUACAAGAUGACCAAGAAAGAAGAACAGGGUGGGACAUUGAGAGAUUUUCAUGGAAGUAAAAUGGUCAGUUACUAGAGACUGCAUAUGUGGUAGAAAGAAAUGGAGUGGGAAUGAUAGUCACCCUCUCUUGAAAGGUAGUAACUGUUGCAUAUCACAGAUUAUUGAACAUAGGUCUUAUUUUUGGAAACUGAAGAGAGAAUGGUUACCAUAGAGGACAGUUCCAUCAAAAGAACCAGAGUAGUGUUCUUAUAGGGGAUUCACAUUUGGCCCCUGAGAUUGCAUUUGAUACCAUUUUAUUUAGAAUAUAUUACACUUCUCAUGUCUUAAUUAGUAAAAUAUAAUCAUUUUUAGUAACCCUGAAUGAAUCAUGUGCCUUCUGUCAACCCAAGCAUAUCCUACCUCAUUGGGACACUUAAUAUCAAACACUAUAAUACAUCAUUAGACUCUCAAGGUUGAAUGUCAUCUACAACAAUUUCUAUCCAUGUUAUGUUCAAACAGUAUACAAUUUAAGAAAUAUACAUUCAUAAUUUGCACUUGAAAUAUUUUCUCCACACUCUGCCCAGAUGACUUCUAUAGCUAUAAAGAAAAUGCCAUGCCAUAGUGGGACAAUAUCAGACCCCCUGAAACCUGCCUUCCCGUUCAUGAAUGUGCACUGUGCGAUUAUAUUUCUACAUGCCUUUUUUCUACAUAACUUUAUUUCUGCAUGCCUUUUACAUGAGAGGAAAAUACAAAUGUAAGCAUAUGAAAAUUAUUAGUAAAUAAAAUUUCUGAAAUAAUAACUUUUUUUAUACUUGGAGCACUCUGUGAAAUAAUUUGAAAAAAAGCAGUGUUCAUGAGUUUCCUCUUAAUAAUGAACAUAGGCAAUGGAUUUUUUUUUUAAAGAAACUAGAAACCUCAUGUAUUUACCACCAAAACAUUUUUUCACUGAUUUGCACUUGUCGCCACUCCACUGGAACAGGAGGGAACCCCGUGCAAAGUUUGGUUUAGAUUUCAGGAUUGGUGGUACUCUACAUCAAAGUAUUAUAAGAAUGUUUAUUACAAAAGGCUUUCUGGAGAGAACAGGGUAGAUUUCCCAUCCUGGUUCAAAAAUGGCUAGAGAAGGCAGUGAAAGAUGACUGACUUGGGGUGUUACGAUGUUUAUCUGGUGGGGCUGGAGUGAAUACUCAACUGUAGUUUAAAUUUUCAGCUAGCCAGCUGGGCAUGGAAGCUGACAUCUGUAAUGUCAGCACUUUGAGAGGCCCAGGCGAGGGGAUUGCUUGAGCCCAGGAGUUUGAGACUAGCAUAGGCAACAUGGCAAGACCCUGUCUACAAAUUUAGAAGUUAGUUGGGCAUGGUGGCACAUUUCUAUAGUCCCAGCUACUCAGGAGGCUGAAGCAGGAGAAUUCCUUGAGCUCAGGAGUUGGAGGUUACAGUGAACUAGGAUCAUGCCACUGCACUCCAGCCUAAGUGACAGAGCAAAGCCCUGUCCAAAAAAAAAAAAUCAAUUUCUAGGCCAGGCACAGUGGCUCAUGUCUGUAAUUCUAACACUUUGGAAGGCCAAAAUGGGCGGAUCGCUUAAGCCCAGGAAUUCGAGACUAGCCUGGGUAAACUGUCACUAUAAAAAAUACCACCCACCCAAAAUUAACAUUUGUUAGUACCUCAUAACUUUUUUGUUGUUGUUUUUGAGACAGAGUCUAACUCUGGUGCCUAGUCUGGAGUGCAGUGGCGCAAUCUCAGCUCACUGCAACCUCCACCUAGCAGGCUCAAGCGAUUCUCCUGCCUCAGCCUCUCGAGUAGCUGGGACUACAGGCAUGCACCACCAUGCCCAGCUAAUUUUUGUAUUUUUAA
Molecule: messenger RNA, 5376 nt
Organism: Pongo pygmaeus (Bornean orangutan)
Lineage: Eukaryota; Metazoa; Chordata; Mammalia; Primates; Hominidae
Gene: ZNF677
Product: zinc finger protein 677
Exons: 5
Coding region: 535-2289 (584 amino acids)
Biological process (GO): regulation of transcription by RNA polymerase II
Cellular component (GO): nucleus
Molecular function (GO): DNA-binding transcription factor activity, RNA polymerase II-specific
Source: RefSeq, a predicted model, not a curated record